Messenger RNA from Impatiens glandulifera, 1625 nucleotides. Its product is annotated as scarecrow-like protein 32. The transcript has 3 exons. Gene Ontology annotation, biological process: regulation of DNA-templated transcription. The record is from RefSeq and is a predicted model, not a curated record. Gene Ontology annotation, cellular component: nucleus. Bases 174 to 1457 code for a protein of 427 amino acids. NCBI's taxonomy places the organism in Eukaryota, Viridiplantae, Streptophyta, Magnoliopsida, Ericales, Balsaminaceae. Gene Ontology annotation, molecular function: DNA-binding transcription factor activity; sequence-specific DNA binding.
AUUGCCCAUCUCCAUCUCAAUCUCCCUCUCUCUCUAGAAUCAAAAUCAAGAUCUCCCGAAGUCUCAUGGCCUCAUGUUAUAUUAAUACAUCUCCGACCAGAUAAAACCCUAGCCCUUUCAAUCCGUUCAGCCAAUACCAUCCAUACAUCUAUAGCUAGCUAGUAAAAGCAAUAAUGAAGGCAGAUCUGAUUCGAGAAAGCACUUCUGUUGAUCAAAACCCUAAUGUUUUGAACAGCCAGCAGAAUUCUCUGUCGGGUGCCCUUAGAGGAUGCCUUGGUAACCUAGACGCCGCUUGCAUAGAGAAGCUCCUACUCCAUUGCGCAAGUGCCUUGGAGAGAAACGACGUCACUUUGGCUCAACAAGUCAUGUGGGUUCUUAACAACGUGGCUUCUUCUACCGGUGACCCUAACCAAAGACUCACAUCAUAUUUCUUAAGGGCACUUGUCUCCCGUGCAACUAGGGUUUGUCCAACCGCCAUGAAUUAUUUCGACACUGCUACAUGUGGGGGGAUUCAAAGGAGGCUGAUGUCGGUAACUGAAUUGGCAGGAUAUGUUGACCUCAUCCCUUGGCACAGGUUUGGCUUUUGUGUUUCUAACAGUGCCAUAUUCAAGGCUGUUGAAGGAUGUCAUAGAGUUCAUAUUUUGGAUUUUAGCAUCACUCAUUGCAUGCAGUGGCCUACUUUGAUUGAUGCAUUGGCGAAGCGGCCCGAGGGGCCACCUUCGCUAUGCAUCACCGUGCCGUCGUGGAGACCUCCUGUCCCACCAUCGCUGAAUGUGUCCAUCGAAGAAGUUGGCAUGCGGUUGGCGAAUUUUGCCAAAUUUAGAGACGUUCCUUUCGAAUUCAAGGUCAUUGAAUUCUCCAGUAGUUCAAUGUUGAAUCUCAAGACUUUGAAUCUCAUUAGAGACGACGAGGCUUUAGUAAUCAACUGCCAGAAUUGGUUGCGGUACUUGCUUGACGAGGAAAACGAGAUGAUUAAUGCUUCGUCGUAUCGAGAUUCAUUCCUGGAAAUAGUGAAGGAUUUGAACCCGAGAAUGGUGGUGGUGGUGGACGAAGAUUCGGAUAUGAACUCGCCUAGUCUUUGCUCGAGGAUCACGACGGGGUUUAAUUAUCUUUGGAUACCCUUUGAUGCAUUGGAAACAUUCUUGCCAAAGGAGAGCCGUCAAAGGAUAGAAUAUGAAGCGGACAUGGGCCAUAAGAUCGAGAACAUUGUGGGGUUUGAAGGGAUACAAAGGAUUGAAAGGUUAGAGUCGGGGAUGAAACUAUCGCAAAGAAUGAAAAAAGUAGGGUUUGGGAGCGUUGGGUUCGAUGAAGAAACGGUGAGGGAAGUCAAGUCGUUGCUAGAUGAGCAUGCGAGUGGAUGGGGAAUGAAGAAGGAUGAAGACGAUGUGUUGGUGUUAACAUGGAAAGGUCACAAUUCGGUUUACGCCACAGCUUGGGUCCCAAAUAUUAGUGGCUAGCUAGCUAGGUUUAAUUAGGGUUUAGGUUUGUUGUUUCUAGCUAAUUAAUGUAGUAUACUAUGCAGUUUUGAUUAUAAUUGGGUUUAAUUAGAAAUUAACUAGAAGCUUUAAAUUAUGUUUAACAUGUUCUCAUCAACAUUAAAGUCAAUGCAUGUCGGUUUUUUAGAA